UCAAUACUACUCACUAGUUCACCAUUUAUAUUCACGUACCCAUAACAAUCACUCACUUAAAUAUUCACAACUUUCCUUCCACUUACAUACUUCUCUACUACCAAAACAGCCAAAUGGAUAAUCAAAAGAAACAUGUAGCAGUGUAUACAUUCCCUUAUUCUUCACACCCUUCUCUCAUACUAACCCUCACUCGUAGACUCGCUUCCGCGGCCCCUAAUGUCAUUUUCUCCUUCUUCAACAUAGAAAAGUCUAACGAUGUUUUGUUCUCCAACCUCAGUUGCAACAACAUACUGCGGUAUGAUGUGUCCGACGGCAUACCAGAGGGUUAUGUUUUUAAGGGAACACCUCAAGAAGAUAUUAACUUGUUUUUGGCCGUGGCGGAGGAAGAGCUCAGGAAGGGUGUUCAAGUGGCCGAGAUGGAUACUGGGCUGAAGAUUAGUUGUCUGGUGGUGGAUGCGUUUUUUUGGUUUUGUGGCGAUAUGGCGGAGGAAAUGGGCAUUCCUUGGGUGGCGGUUUGGGCCGCCGGAGAUUGUUCUCUGGCUUCACAUAUUUAUACUGAUCUGAUCAGGGAAAAAAGUGCUCAACUCAUAGGUUCUGUCGGACCCAACGAAGAAAUUGUCGACUUGAUGCCAGGACUCAAAGCGGUUCGACUGGGUGACUUACCAAGUGGAGUCGUGUUGGGAAACCUCGAAUCACCGUUUUCAACCAUGCUACAUAAGAUGGGAAGAACCCUACAUAAAGCAACCACCGUUACCCUAAAUUCAUUUCAAGAACUAGACCCUAAUCUUACUACAACCCUCUCUUCAAAGUUGAACAACUUCCUCAGUGUUGGUCCCUUCAAUCUCAUAUCCAAAGAAAAAACAUCACUAAAACUUGAUGAGUUUUCUUGCAUUUCAUGGUUAGAUAACCAAAACACAAAAACAAUUGCAUACAUAAGUUUUGGGACAGUUUUCACACCCCCGCCUCAAGAGCUAGUCGAGUUGGCUAAAGCACUCGAAGAGACCAAAACUCCGUUUCUUUGGUCACUAAAAAUGGAUUCCCAUAAGCAUUUCCCUAAGGGUUUCGUGGAGAGAGUAACCGUUAAUGGGACUGGGAAAGUUGUACCUUGGGCUCCACAGGAUCAAGUGUUGAAUCAUGUUGCAAUAGGAGUGUUUGUAACACACUGUGGAUGGAACUCGGUGUUAGAGAGUCUAGGGGCUGGUGUCCCGAUGAUUUGUAGACCGUUCUUAGGGGAUCAACACUUAAAUUCUUGGAUGGUUGAGAGAGUUUGGGGAAUUGGAUUGAGAAUCGAAGGUGGGACUUUCACAAAACAUGCGACUCGUCGUGCUUUGGAACAAGUUUUCUCCUUGUCUAAUAGCCGACACGAGAGAAUGGAAGCAUUGAAAGAUCUUGCUCACAAGGCUAUUGAACCAAAUGGGAGUUCUAAGCAAAAUUUCAAGACUUUGGUAGAGGUGGUCACCGGUGAGACACAACAUGAAUAUCAUUGAAUUGACAUUUGUGUAAUGUUUCAUGUUUGGAAAGGUUAUUGUAAUCUCUUUUAUUGGAGUGAGAAUGAUAUUAUAUCAAAUAAACACUUAUAUUAUUUUGAUGAUAAUA
This is a messenger RNA of Helianthus annuus (common sunflower), 1596 nucleotides long. RefSeq names its product kaempferol 3-O-beta-D-galactosyltransferase. The record is from RefSeq and is a predicted model, not a curated record. The transcript is spliced from 2 exons. Bases 114 to 1487 code for a protein of 457 amino acids. Gene Ontology annotation, molecular function: UDP-glycosyltransferase activity. NCBI's taxonomy places the organism in Eukaryota, Viridiplantae, Streptophyta, Magnoliopsida, Asterales, Asteraceae.